AUGGCUUUCGUGGCAACAUUGGCUCGUCGGGCAGCUGCAAAAGCUGGUGAGGCCGGAAAAGACACAGUGUUGAAGAAGGGCGCCCGCCGGGAUCCUGAGCUUUAUAUUCUCCUAGGUGUCAUGUCGGGUGCCUUUGGUCUCGCAGGAUUCUACUUCGGUCGCAAGCCCACAUCCGCCACCUCAGAAGCCGAAGUCUCGGUUGCUCAGAGCUCCAUGCCGUGGCAGGUGGAUCAUGACCAUGAUGACCACUCCAAGCACUUCAAAUAUCAAUAUCAUCCUAAGGGCGACAAGAACCAGACCCCCAGAAACGCCCCCAGCGCCUUGAAUACGGUUAUUGUGCCCAACGUGACUCUGCCCAAGGCCGUCCACGAUGCAUUCAACAAAUGGGGAAAAGAAAACUACUAA
Fonsecaea nubica is the source of this 405-nucleotide messenger RNA. RefSeq lists its product as hypothetical. The transcript has 3 exons. The record is from RefSeq and is a predicted model, not a curated record. NCBI's taxonomy places the organism in Eukaryota, Fungi, Ascomycota, Eurotiomycetes, Chaetothyriales, Herpotrichiellaceae. The coding region runs from base 1 to 405 and encodes 134 amino acids.